AUGAAUCACGUUAGCGCCUUUCGAGACCCGUCGACGGCGUGGCUGAGCCUCAACGGUCACUGGAACACCAUCAUUGGCAGCAGGAGCGAGCAGACGGGAAUGGCGUAUUUGUAUAGAAGUAGGGAUUUUUUGAAUUGGACUAAGGUGGAACAGCCUUUACAUUCGGUUUUGAAUACAGGAAUGUGGGAGUGCCCUGAUUUCUACCCAGUUUUCCACUUCGGUAGAUUUGGCUUGGACAAGUCAGUGAUGGGAAAUUGGUUUAAACAUGUGUUGAAGGUGAGCUUGGAGAUGACUAGAUAUGAGUAUUAUACGCUGGGGAACUAUUAUCAGAUGACGAACAAGUAUGUUCCCGAUAAUACCUCGACGGAUGGGUGGAGUGGGCUGAGGUAUGACUAUGACAAUUUCUAUGCUUCCAAGUCGUUCUAUGAUCCGAUGAAGAAGAGAAGGGUUUUGUGGGGUUGGACUAAUGAAUCAGAUAGUGUCCAGGAUGAUGUUUCCAAGGGAUGGGCGGGAAUUCAGGCGAUUCCUAGGACGGUGUGGUUGGAUCCCAAUGGAAAGCAGCUCUUACAAUGGCCAGUUAUGGAGCUCAAUAGGCUGAGACAGAAGAUAGUUAUGAUGCUAAAUCAAAAGCUAGUCAAGGGACAAAUUGUUGAGAUCAAAGGAAUUACUGCGGCUCAGGCCGAUGUUGAAGUUAUCUUUAGCUUUUCGAGUUUGGAUAACGCAGAGGCAUUUGAUCCAAGUUGGGUUGACGCGCAAGCCGUGUGCAGUCAGCUGGGAUCCACGGCCCAAGGUGGUGUCGGACCCUUUGGGCUUUUGACUCUGGCUUCAGAAAACCUCGAGGAGUUCACUCCUGUGUUCUUCAGGAUCUUCAAGGCAGAGGCUAAUCACGUGGUUCUUAUGUGCUCUGAUGCAAGAAGCUCAUCUUUGAAAGAUGGAUUAUACAAGCCGACAUUUGCGGGUUUCGUCGACAUCGAUUUGUCGAGUAAAAAGCUCUCAUUAAGAAGCUUGAUUGAUCACUCGGUGAUAGAGAGCUUUGGUGGGGGAGGAAAAACAUGCAUAACUUCGAGGGUAUACCCAACAAAGGCGGUGUUUGGGGAUGCUCAUUUGCAUGUUUUCAACAAUGGAACAGUGUCUAUCACGGUGGAGUAUUUAAGUGCUUGGAGUAUGAGAAGUGCUUGGGUGAACUAAGUCAUUUUUAAGUUGGAACAGCUUUCUAACCGCUAAUAAUGUUAGAACUAACUC
Cucurbita maxima (winter squash) is the source of this 1242-nucleotide messenger RNA. Its product is annotated as beta-fructofuranosidase, insoluble isoenzyme 1-like. Gene Ontology annotation, biological process: carbohydrate metabolic process. The record is from RefSeq and is a predicted model, not a curated record. Lineage: Eukaryota; Viridiplantae; Streptophyta; Magnoliopsida; Cucurbitales; Cucurbitaceae. The transcript has 6 exons. Gene Ontology annotation, molecular function: hydrolase activity, hydrolyzing O-glycosyl compounds. Bases 1 to 1188 code for a protein of 395 amino acids.